Lotus japonicus is the source of this 1762-nucleotide messenger RNA. RefSeq names its product pyruvate dehydrogenase E1 component subunit alpha-3, chloroplastic. Gene Ontology annotation, cellular component: intracellular membrane-bounded organelle. Gene Ontology annotation, molecular function: pyruvate dehydrogenase (acetyl-transferring) activity. The transcript has 3 exons. NCBI's taxonomy places the organism in Eukaryota, Viridiplantae, Streptophyta, Magnoliopsida, Fabales, Fabaceae. The record is from RefSeq and is a predicted model, not a curated record. Gene Ontology annotation, biological process: pyruvate decarboxylation to acetyl-CoA. Bases 232 to 1533 code for a protein of 433 amino acids.
CACACACACAUUGGCACAUUGCACAUUGGCAAAGACCCCCAACGGUGAAGACAACGAUUAUCACCAAGUUACACUCCCUCGUUUCCUCCGCCACAUUCAUGAUUCACCACCACCCUUUGUUUCUGAAUCUCAUUAUAUAAACUAAACACCUCAAUUGAAUCCCAUUCCAUUUUCCUUUCAUUCUUCUUCUUCUCCUUCUCCACACACAAACAUCAUACAUAGUAUUCAACGAUGUCUUUCACUGCGACCAAAUUCUCCCACCUUCCUCCUCCUAUCAAUUCCACCAUCCCCAGAUCCAAUGACAACAAGCCUCUCUCCUUCGAUGUUUCCAGAGCUAACCCUUCUUCCUCUUUCCUUGGAUCCGCUCGCAAGGUGCUUCGCUUCAAUGCGGGCCCCGCUAAGGUUCUUGCUCAGCGCCGUUCUUCUUCUUCUUCCCCUGCUGCUGCUGUUCUUCUCGAACGAACCUCCAAUCUGCUUAUCACAAAAGAGGAAGGGUUGGAGCUCUAUGAAGACAUGAUAUUAGGGAGGUUCUUUGAAGACAAGUGUGCCGAGAUGUAUUAUAGGGGCAAAAUGUUUGGUUUUGUUCACUUGUACAAUGGCCAAGAAGCUGUGUCAACUGGAUUCAUCAAGCUUCUGAAGAAAGAAGAUAGUGUAGUGAGCACCUACAGGGACCAUGUUCAUGCACUGAGUAAAGGGGUCCCGGCACGGGCUGUGAUGAGUGAACUCUUUGGGAAGGCGACGGGAGUCUGCCGAGGUCAGGGGGGUUCGAUGCAUAUGUUCUCAAAAGAGCACAACGUGCUCGGUGGGUUUGCAUUCAUUGGUGAAGGAAUUCCAGUGGCCACCGGGGCAGCAUUUUCCAGCAAGUACAGAAGAGAGGUAUUGAAUCAGGCAGAUUGUGAUCAUGUGACAUUGGCAUUCUUUGGAGAUGGAACUUGUAACAAUGGACAGUUCUAUGAAUGCCUUAACAUGGCUGCUUUGUGGAAGUUGCCAAUUGUGUUUGUGGUGGAAAAUAAUUUGUGGGCCAUUGGGAUGUCACAUCUCAGGGCAACUUCAGAUCCUGAGAUAUGGAAAAAGGGGCCAGCAUUUGGAAUGCCAGGGGUUCAUGUAGACGGGAUGGACGUUUUGAAGGUCAGGGAGGUGGCAAAGGAGGCGAUUGGAAGGGCUAGAAGAGGAGAGGGACCAACUCUAGUGGAAUGUGAGACCUAUAGAUUUAGAGGACACUCAUUGGCUGAUCCCGAUGAGCUUCGUGACCCAGCUGAGAAGGAACACUAUGCUGGUAGGGAUCCCAUCACUGCAUUGAAGAAAUACAUUUUUGAAAACAAUUUAGCCAGUGAACAAGAAUUGAAGGCCAUAGAGAAGAAAAUUGACGAGGUCCUUGAAGAAGCUGUUGAAUUUGCAGAUGAGAGCCCUCUUCCACCCCGCAGCCAGCUUCUGGAGAAUGUCUUUGCUGAUCCCAAAGGUUUUGGUAUUGGGCCUGAUGGCAAGUAUAGGUGUGAGGAUCCAAAAUUCACCGAAGGCACUGCUCAUGUCUAAUCUUUUACACUCUGACUAAUAUCUGCUUGGGGCCUUCAGUUUUGUAUGGAAGUUCUUAAUUUGCAUGCAGUGCACCUUGUCUACGAAACAGGACUUGUUCUUUUUAUUAUUGUUUGUGUUAAGAUUGGAAAUCUACUAAGUUUGAUUAAAGCCUGUAAGAACUGUGUAAAAUAAAUUUUUAUUUUUACUUCUGCUCUUAAGUAAUAUACUUGUUAAAUGUGAGGUGACA